CUUUCAAUCUUCAGAUCUGAAAUCGUAAUAUAAGGUAAACUUUCCACCUUACACCAUGUGAGUAAGAGAAAGCUUGUGCUCAGGAAUGUUUGGUAUACAGGGGUGAGUGACUGCCCUUGGAAAUGUUUGGACUUCACGGGUUGACAAGGCCCCAGCGCCUUGUCCUUGGCAUUGUGGUUCUGCUCAUUGUAGAUCUCAUCUGGGUUGCAUCUUCAGAACUUACAGAGUACCUGUUCAAGGAGAAGCACUUCAAUAAGCCAUUUUUCACAACUUAUUCCAAGACGACCAUGUUUGUGUUAUAUUUAGUGGGUUUUAUUGUGUGGGAGCCCUGGCGAUAUCAGUGUAAAUAUGGUAACGUGAAAGCUAGUUCUACACCUACAGCAGACAGUGGCACUGCUGGAAACUCAGAUGCUGACACAUUGAGUGAGCCUGUGUUUAUUCCAAUCAAAUUUGAUGACAAAACCAGUGGUACAGAAUCUGAUGACUCGGGAGCAAAUCACUCUCUCAACAGAUCAGUGAGAUUUAGCAAAGUCUCUGAAGUCCGCCAGCUUUCAGAGACCUAUGCUGAGGAUGCUGUCAUUGCCAGGCUAUCAUACUCAGCCUCCUUGCGGGCAGAGGAGGCCAGACUACGUGCUAUGAGUAAACUCACUAUAAAACAAGUUGCCAAAAUGGCCUUCCUCUUCUGCUUAAUGUGGUUCUUUGGUAAUUAUGCCUACCAGCUUGCUUUGUUGGAUACUGAAGCAGGAGUAGUGAAUGUCUUGUCCUGCACGUCCGGUCUGUUUACCCUGGUGUGUGCUGCUAUUUACCCCAGUUCUGGAGCUGACCGUUUUACUUUGUCCAAACUAGUGACAGUACUUAUUAGUAUUGGGGGCAUAGUGAUGGUGAGUUUGUCUGACAUGUCGUUGGAGGCAGAUAUUCCAGUGGGCGCUCUUUGGGCACUCUGUGGCGCUAUGCUGUAUGCACUUUACCUCGUCUCGCUGCGACGGCGCGUUGAUCAUGAGGAUAAACUGGACAUUCCAAUGUUUUUUGGUUUUGUGGGUUUGUUCUGUAUGCUGUUCCUGUGGCCAGGGUUCUUUAUGCUACACUUCAGUGGUUCUGAGGACUUUGAGUGGCCAGAUGGGGAGCAGUGGUUGUAUAUAGCAUUAAACGGCAUCAUUGGAACUGUGUUGUCCGAAUUUUUAUGGUUAUGGGGUUGUUUUUUAACAUCAUCAUUGAUUGGUACAUUGUCCCUGAGUCUCACUAUCCCACUCACAAUGAUGGCGGAUAUUGUUAUAAAAGAGGUUAGUUACACAUGGAUGUUUUAUGUUGGUACCAUACCCGUAUUUGUGGCCUUCUUUGGCGUGACUUUCUUAACACAUUAUGAAACCUGGGAUCCUGUACUGAUUGGAUGUAAGAAGAUCCUACACUGUAUUUGUCGGCGGCGACCUGUUUUACCAAGAGUUAGAGAUAUGGACCGUGAACAAACAGAAAGUCUCAUAGAUGUAGCAGGUUCUCACCAGUGACCUCAACUGCUUUAACUAUUCAGCUGUAUUAAUUUGAGUAAUGCAAAAUAUUCAAAUCAAUUAUUUAAUGCAGAACUACAACUGUUUUCCAGUGAAUAUUAUUUAAAAGUGACAAUGUUUGCUCCAGGAGUUGACAUGCC
Messenger RNA from Ylistrum balloti, 1642 nucleotides. Its product is annotated as solute carrier family 35 member F5-like. Bases 123 to 1502 code for a protein of 459 amino acids. Gene Ontology annotation, cellular component: membrane. The transcript has 14 exons. Gene Ontology annotation, biological process: regulation of peptide transport. The record is from RefSeq and is a predicted model, not a curated record. NCBI's taxonomy places the organism in Eukaryota, Metazoa, Mollusca, Bivalvia, Pectinida, Pectinidae.